Molecule: messenger RNA, 650 nt
Organism: Myotis lucifugus (little brown bat)
Lineage: Eukaryota; Metazoa; Chordata; Mammalia; Chiroptera; Vespertilionidae
Gene: AAMDC
Product: adipogenesis associated Mth938 domain containing
Exons: 4
Coding region: 102-470 (122 amino acids)
Biological process (GO): positive regulation of fat cell differentiation
Cellular component (GO): cytoplasm
Source: RefSeq, a predicted model, not a curated record
GAUCCGAGGGCCCGAACUCAGUGAGGCGGGAGGAACUGCACGGAGCGGUUGGGGAUCGCAGCUCCGUGAAGAGCGGGCUUUGGAUUUCAGUAAAGUUCCUUAUGUCUUCCCCUGAAAUUGCUUCCCUCUCAUGGGGGCAAAUGAAAGUACAAGGCUCUACUAAAAUCUAUAAGGACUGCAAAGUGUGGCCAGGGGGAAGUCGGGAUUGGGAUUGGAGAGAAACAGGAACUGAGCAUUCUCCUGGUGUGCAGCCUGCAGAUGUGGAGGAAGUUGUCAAGAAGGGUGUGCAGACCCUUGUGAUUGGCCGAGGGAUGAGUGAGGCCUUAAAGGUCCCCCCAUCAACCCUGGAGUACCUUGAGAAACAAGGCAUUGAUGUACGAGUACUCCAGACAGAGAAGGCCGUAAAGGAGUACAAUGCCUUGGCUGCCCAAGGUGUCAGGGUCGGAGGGGUCUUCCAUUCCACCUGCUGAUGAAGCCUUAAAACAAAUCACUGUCCUGGCCAAUAUGGCUCAGUUGGUUGGAGCAUCUGUGCACCAGAAGGUUGUGGGUUCGAUCCCCAGUUGGGGUGAGUGUGGGAGGCAAUUGAUUUAUCAAUAUCUCUCUCUCACAUCGAUGUUUCUCUCUCACUCUCCUUUCUCUCUCUCUCUUCC